CUCCUUGAUCAGGCUCUCGUUUUUCUCAACCCACCCACCAACUGUUCGACCAUUUGCCUAAGAGGAUAUCGACUGUGUUUAUUUUGCGGGAAACGCGUCGGAGUUUCGGAGAUGGCGGGAAGCGAUCUACGUGGAUGGGUGAGGAUCAUCUUCUGAAGCAAAUGGUCCGGUGCCCACUCCUACCUCGUGGGUUUACAGUCUCAAUUAGAGUGAGAUCCAACGCUCAUCUCCAAGGUGGAAACUCGCACCGGUGGAACUCUCUUGUGUACGAAGCACUAGUCGGCCGAGACAACACCACCGUGGUCUUCGUCAAAGGCCUCAAUCUCCGCCCUGAACGGGUCUCCAACGCGUCGAGAUUUAAGUGUGUUUACGGCUUGGGAUUUUCGGAAGGUCGAGUUUUUGCUAAGAUCCGAUGUCAUGUCGAUUGCUCAAGAAAUUGCGUGCUGUAGAACACCCUGAGUUUGCUCAGCAAUCCCAAUAGAACCCAUGAUUCCAUUUAAGUAUCCAUUCGUAGGAACUUGGCAUUCAGUAGCCCGCCCAUUGCUCCCAUCAGGAUCCACAACACCUCACCGGAAGCCCCACGAGAUGUGCGUAUGCACAGUGGUGCGCAGUUUCUUAAGGAAUGGAUCAUUUACCAUGCCAUCUCGAUGUACGCCGCUGGUUCAUCUGUGGAAACAACAGCGUUGACGACAUAGAAGACGUGAUUGCAUCAAUGUCCACUGUCAAACACAACAUUUCUCGACAUAUCUGGCCCUGGAUUAAGACCCAAUAAGCUGGUUUUGCACAUUGUGCAUUACGGGCUCGCGAUUCUUGCAAGUGGGUCGGAUUCAUUGAUGUCGACUAGUUCUUCUACCUGCCAAAUGGGCUAUCUCUGCUCGACGUGCUCAGAAACCAAGCCAAAAACGUUACCGUUGUGGAGAUACGCGUGUCCUGCCACAACUUCGGCCCAUCCGGGCUGUCACGGAUGCCGCCGCAGGGGGUGACGGUGGGGUACACUCGCAGGAAAGCGGUGGCGGAGAGGCACAAGAGCAUCGUGAACCCGGAGGCUUUGAACUCCACAUUGAUCAACAUGGUGCAUCAUUUCCACUUGAGAGAUGGGUUUCUGUGUAUGAAUUUGGAGAGGUCUGAGAUGGUUAUAAACCAUUACAAGUACCAAGUUUGUGAAGUGUUCAAGGAGAAGUUUCACAAGCGUGUGGCGACGGAUUGGCAGGAGGAGCAGAAUGUGGGCUCAGAGGACAGAGCACCAGGGCUGGGGACCAAGGCAGUGAAACCAGAGGACUGGUCGAGCCGUUUCAGUGAGGUCAAUGACACUGGGCUACGGGAAAUGAUUGCAUGCAGCUUUUAAACACAAAAUAGAAAAGAAUAUGGCGUUGAAAAAUUAUGCAUUUAAAAGAGGAAGAGAAUUGUGAAUCUAAUCCUCCAUGAAGAGGACCCAAGAUUA
Molecule: messenger RNA, 1441 nt
Organism: Cucurbita pepo subsp. pepo (vegetable marrow)
Lineage: Eukaryota; Viridiplantae; Streptophyta; Magnoliopsida; Cucurbitales; Cucurbitaceae
Product: glycosyltransferase family 92 protein RCOM_0530710
Cellular component (GO): cytoplasm
Molecular function (GO): glycosyltransferase activity
Source: RefSeq, a predicted model, not a curated record